Messenger RNA from Ixodes scapularis (black-legged tick), 909 nucleotides. Its product is annotated as CBL-interacting serine/threonine-protein kinase 26-like. Gene Ontology annotation, biological process: intracellular signal transduction; protein phosphorylation. Bases 1 to 909 code for a protein of 302 amino acids. NCBI's taxonomy places the organism in Eukaryota, Metazoa, Arthropoda, Arachnida, Ixodida, Ixodidae. Gene Ontology annotation, molecular function: protein serine/threonine kinase activity; ATP binding. The transcript has a single exon. The record is from RefSeq and is a predicted model, not a curated record.
AUGACGACCGAUGAAGUUAUGUUUUACAAGUACCACAUCGUGGAAUCCAAGGGUUCCGGCUCUUUCGGAAAAGUUUUCUCUGCCCUGAACAAGAACACUGGCAAGAGGGUCGUCAUAAAGAACGUUCCGAUAUCCUACGACAAAGAGUGGGGCUACGACUUUCUCUUUACAAACAAGAUGUGCGAGAUUGACGUCAUCGAGCACCUAUGUGCGAGAGGAGUCGACGACGUACCUCGACUGUUGGACUACGGUUACUUUCGCUGGAACAAGGAGGAGAUUGGCUACAUGGUAAUGGAAGACACGGGUUCUAGAGACCUCUUUCAAUGUAUCCACGGUCCGAACAAGAUGUCUUUCGACGAGGCCGACAUUAUGCGAAUCUUUACCAGAAUCCUGCGCUGCGUCUACACUGCCGCCGCCUCGGCCGGAGUCUACCACGGAGACCUCAAGACGGGCAACGUGAUUGUCGAUGCGACCCUGCAAAACGUCCAGGUGAUCGACUGGGGCUCGGUGCAUCUCGUCGGCAAUAAGAAACCGAGGCACCGGACCUGCACUACGGAGUACUCGUCGCCCGAAUCGCUGGUCGCGGAAUCAAGUAUGGAAGGCUACGACCCAGAACUUCUCUUGGUGUGGAGUUUAGGCGCCGUACUGUACGAACUCGCGGUCGGAGUCAUGCUGCACGAAAAGAAGGACUUUAUCGACUAUUGCAAGAUUGGGCUUUAUUACGCGUGUACAACGAAUGUGUCGUCGUCGUCGUCGUCGUCGAGGGUCCCCUCCUUUCAGAGAAAACUCAAUGCAAAAUUAGACGCCACCGUGAAAUCUGUCAAAAUUAACCGCAUGUUGCGACGUAUGCUAAACGCAAAUCCUAACGAACGUUGCCGAUUGGAGGAAAUGUUUGAGUUCGUCGAAUAA